Molecule: messenger RNA, 1548 nt
Organism: Auanema sp. JU1783
Lineage: Eukaryota; Metazoa; Nematoda; Chromadorea; Rhabditida; Rhabditidae
Source: the annotation of a GenBank genome assembly
AUGCUAAUUUCCGCCGUAGGUAGCGGUUGCAUUCCUGACCCAUUAACCAAAAAUAUGAAUAAACAGGUUAUACCUGCCAGUUGGCAUUGCAAUGGAAUAUGUGCUGGUCUGCAGAGAGAAACUUUUGUUCCUGUAUUAUUAGAUUCCAAAAAGUCACACUAUUUACAAAGUUCUUUCCAAUUCAGUUCUUUACACGAGUUCUCCAAUGAUGUCAUUAUACCUUCUUCGUUUCCACCAAUCUCAACCUUCUUCAAUUGCUCCUGUCUGAAUAUUAAAAAAGUGUUGUCGGGAGAGCAUAUCCUUGUGAAGUUCCCGGUGACAGUCGAUUCUAUGCAAAUAAAACUGUUCUAUUACGAUAAUGUGGUCAAAACCGAAACUUCGCCUUUGAUUAGCAACCAUGAUACAUCAGCAGAUUUACCAAGUGAAGUUACUGAUCCGUUCAUAAGCUCAACUGUUAAUGAAUUGAACAAGAAUAACCCUAAUGAGACCUCUCUUUCCAUUGAUACUGUCCCACCUUCUCCAAUCAGAAUCUCCUCCACUAGAGUGAUCCUCAGUCCUAGCUCUUGCUCAAAAGCAAUCGGUGAUAUAAGCACUUCUGAGGACAGUGAUGAUGAGCGGCUGGAUGCCAAGCUUCUCGAGAAAAUGAACGAGCUGGAAAAAACUGACCAACAAUCCAAUACUGAAGCAGUCGUCAAAUCAGAAACUAAUGAAUCUAUGGUGAAGGCAGAAACUAAUGAAUCUGUGGUGAAGGCAGAAACUAAUGAAUCUGUGGUGAAGGCAGAAACUAACAAAUAUGAUAACAUCGAAGACCUGGUUGUUUAUAACACGGAAGUCCGAAAGAAGUAUGUACGAAGAGUCGUGGCUCCACGUUCACAGCCAAAGAGGAAUCCAGCUGUUGCUCCAACUAAAUCAACAAGUCAGAAGCGAAACUUCAUGACAGAUGUAACCGUUGUUCCUCCAAAACGUAAAGGUCGUCCAUCGAAAGCGUUCAUGAUGGCCAAGAAAACAGCAGAAAUUAAAUUCAAAAAUUUGGCCAAGCCUGUAUUGAGAGAGAAGAAAGGCCUCAGCGACGAUUCUUGUGAAGAAGCAGCCAAGAACAAAGUUCAGAACUGUUCCGAUCUCUCGAAAGUUGAAACCAAAGAACAGGAUGGUAUGGAAGAGAAUUCAAUAGAGAAACCUGAAGCUCCCGUUGAACAUCCUCCCAUCGUGGAGAGAAAUGCCAUUGAUUUGGUUCGCAAGAAGUUGGAAAGGCUGAAAGGGAAGAGAUCCAAGGAACCAGAAACGAUUGUUGAAAACCUGUUUGGAGACACCGAUGAGGAAAAGCCAUUAUUCACUAUGGAUGACAACUUCUUGAAUGGCUCUUCAAAUAUCGACAUAGCUGUACCAUCUAAUUCUGUCCAGGAAUCGUCACCGUACGUCUUGAACACUGAGGAAGAUUUGAACAAUCUUGGCGGCAUGCAGGACGAAAUCGAACCAUCGUCGGCCACAUCUUCAAUUUCUUCGGAAGGCGCUCUAGUAGUUCAUGAUAUUCUAUUCGAUGAUCUGUAA